Tetranychus urticae (two-spotted spider mite) is the source of this 369-nucleotide messenger RNA. Lineage: Eukaryota; Metazoa; Arthropoda; Arachnida; Trombidiformes; Tetranychidae. The record is from RefSeq and is a predicted model, not a curated record.
GAAUCCAUUAUCAGUAAACUCGGGUGAACAUUCAAGUUUCGAAUUGAAUUCUUGUCCAAUGUGUACACGGAGUUUGUGUUUCCAAUCCAACUAUUGAAAUGAUUCUUAAACAUUCAACUUUUUUCCUUUGCUUAAUCAUCUAUUUAAGCUCUUCAAUCCAUUCCACUCACGGACAAGUGAUGGCACCAGGAUCGUUGUGGCCAAGACGCGUGAUAAUCCCAUAUGAAAUUGACCCAGCCUUAGACCCACAUAGAGCAACUAUUCUAGCCGCCAUGAACGAAAUCAGCGGAACUACUUGCAUUAAAUUUAGACCUCGAUACAAUCAGUCACGUUAUUUGAACAUCAAAUCUUCACAAAAGUAAGUUUACG